Molecule: messenger RNA, 6804 nt
Organism: Pangasianodon hypophthalmus (striped catfish)
Lineage: Eukaryota; Metazoa; Chordata; Actinopteri; Siluriformes; Pangasiidae
Gene: ctnnd2b
Product: catenin (cadherin-associated protein), delta 2b
Exons: 22
Coding region: 837-4595 (1252 amino acids)
Biological process (GO): cell-cell junction assembly; dendritic spine morphogenesis; cell-cell adhesion
Cellular component (GO): nucleus; adherens junction; postsynaptic density
Molecular function (GO): cadherin binding
Source: RefSeq, a predicted model, not a curated record
UCACCAAAAAUUGUCAAAAAGUCUGUAAAUUUUGACUGAAAAAAGGCUUAAAGAGGCCUACAAUGAAGUGUAGGCCUGCAAUUAAUGGUAAUGAUAAUUGGACAGUGAUUAAAAAUGCUGUUUCUUUUUGAGCAGCAGAUCAAUAAUGCAGGACUAUGCAUUAUUUUUCUUCAGGGUUGUCAGGUCUGUUGUAUUAUAAUGCAAAUUUUUCAUGGUGUUCUAUUUUAUUUUAUUGGCCAGUUAAUAAUAGCUAAUAAAAGCCCUGGGCCAGUGAGAUUACUAGGUCUGUUUUCUUAAGUUUACACUGCAGUUGUUUAAGUAUCCUAUUGGCAAGUUCCCCAAAAUGGGAAGUGGGUCUCAAGGGGUAACAGUCUGAAUAUGUCUGCCUUAGCUGAUGGCUGUUCAACUCAUCAACUCAUCAUUUUAUUAGCAGGUCUGGACCAGGGACAGUGCUAGACUCUACCUCUCCAGGCCAUGCGGUUGAACAUCUCUGGCUUAGUACGUUUUUUCCUUACACCUUAAGGGUCUCAUUAGUCUCUUAAGGGUCUUGUUAGUCAGAAAGAACAGUGACAGUAAUUGCAAUAAUUUGUAGGCCUGUGACUGGUCGUCGCCUGUGGACUUCCUGCUCAGAAGGCUAUAUUUACUCAGCUCCUGCCACAGAGAGCACAGUUAUUGUAGGCCACUGAGGCAUAAUAGGCACUCAGCAUCCUCAGAGAGAACUAUGGAACAGAGUGCUGCUGCUCUAUCAACCUGGGGGAAAAAGCCUUCCUCUCUCUGCCACUCUGAAGAGCUUUUCAGUUCUUUCCCCCAUAGUGGCUGUUCAGACUGAGCAGCAAAUGGCGUCAGAAAGGAGGCGGGCUAUGGUAGCUCUGGUGGGCGGGCCUUUUGUAAGGCAGCGUUGCAUAAAUAAUGCCGAAGGGGUUCGAAAUUGUCUGUUGCCAUGGCGACCUUUGUGCCCGAGCGCGCUGCACGUCCUCUCCUGCUCUGCGAGGCUUUUUGCUCUCUCUCUCGCUCACCGCUCUGCUCUUGUUAAGUGGAUGUUAAAGCAGUGUGCAGGAGAGAGGCAUGUCUGUGUGCUGCUACACACACACUUGUGUUUUCUCGCCUGGAGUUUCUGGAGCGUGCCCCGUGCGCAGGAGCUGCAGUUUGAGAGACUGACCAGAGAGCUGGAAGCCGAGCGGCAGAUAGUGGCCACCCAGUUGGAACGGUGCAAACUGGGAUCUGAGACUGGGAGCGUGAGCAGCAUCAGUUCUGCUGAUGAGAAGUUUCGCUGGAACAACCAAGACGGACAAAAGGACAUAGAAGAAGAGCUCACCACUGGCCUGGAGCUGGUGGACUCCUGCAUCAGAUCCCUGCAAGAAUCUGGCAUUCUGGAUUCCCAGGAGUUUGCAGCAGGUGAAAGAGCCGGCAUCUUGUCCCAGAGUGCUUUACAGCUCAAUAACCAGGAGGGCACCUUCCCCUAUACUGCUGGUUACCAUAGCAGCCAGACCCUGGCCCUGGGAGACCCAGCGACCUCCCAACCCCUAGCACGCGGUGCUCAGGUGGGAGGAGCCGUGCACAGCUACAAUCAGGUGACAUCUAGCCGUGCAGCCCAGCUGGUGGGCAGUGACCCCGGCGCACAUGCCCAGUCCCGAGACUCACUGGCACAGAGCCAUGGCAGUGCUUUCCACUUGCCUGACACUCAGCCUUCAGUCUAUUACUCAUGUGCCACCCUGCCAGCCCAGCGUGUGAGCUCUCCGCUCUCCAUGCAGGCCCUGGGCUCACCCUCCAAACUCCAGAGGCUUGGCUCAGCCUCGGAUAUGCCCAGCUACGCCACUCUGCAGCGGGUAUCCUCACCCAAGCAGUCACCCAGUCGCCUAGCCAAAUCCUACAGCACCAGCUCGCCCAUUAACAUGGCGGCUGGAGGGGCAGCGGCCGCCUCACCUGGGCAGGGCAACGCCACGGUCUCCUCCCCCCUCCACCAGCUCAGCUCAGUUGUGGGCAGCUACGCCACACUGUCACCUGCCAAACGUUUGCUGCACUCCUCCGACCAGUACAAGAUAUCCCAUGAGCUCUAUGCCAACGCUACCCUGCAGAGGCCUGGCAGUCUUGCAGGCUCCAGGGGCUCUUACAGCAGUCAGCACAGCCACCUGGGCACCGAGCUGCGCCCCCUGCAGUCUCCUGAGCACCACAUUGAUCCCAUCUACGAGGACAGGGUCUAUCAGAAAGCACCACUGAGGAACUUCACCCAGGGUCAGGCUCCAUCCUCCCCUGGCGUCGAGCCCAUCCCCCUGCAGCGCACAGGCAGCCAGAACGCCACAGGCACCUUUCCCCGCUCCAAUUAUGCUGCCGCACCUGACUACGCCAACCCAUAUCGCACGCUGCAGUUCUGCCCCUCAACCGACUCACCCUACAGCAAAUCAGGCCCUGCACUGCCGCCCGAGGCCACGUUGGUCAGGUCACCCUCUGUGGACAGCAUCCAAAAGGACCCCAGGUACGACCCUGAAUUCCUUGUCUGGAAUCAAAAUCAAGCCGAACAAAGAAUGACAAAAGAGUUUGGCUGGAGGGAUCCUGAGCUGCCUGAAGUGAUCCAAAUGCUACAACACCAGUUCCCAUCUGUGCAGUCUAAUGCUGCAGCCUACCUGCAGCAUCUGUGCUUCGGAGACAAUAAGAUCAAAUCAGAGAUACGAAGACAGGGGGGCAUCCAGCUACUGGUAGACCUGUUGGAUCACCGGAUGAGCGAUGUGCACCGUAGCGCUUGUGGUGCUCUGAGGAACUUGGUCUAUGGCAAAGCCAAUGAUGAUAACAAGAUCGCACUGAAGAACUGCGGGGGCAUCCCAGCCCUGGUGCGCCUUCUUCGCAAAACCACAGAUGUGGAGAUCAGAGAACUGCUCACAGGCGUGCUGUGGAACUUGUCCUCGUGUGAUGCGUUGAAGAUGCCUAUAAUCCAGGAUGCACUGGCUGUGCUCACCAACACCGUGAUCAUCCCUCACUCUGGCUGGGACUCCUCCCCACACCAGGACGAGCGCAAACUGCACCUGCACUCUUCACAAGUGCUCCGCAACGCCACCGGAUGCCUCAGGAACGUGAGCUCGGCAGGAGAAGAGGCAAGACGCAGGAUGAGAGAGUGCGAGGGGCUGACGGACGCUCUGCUCUACGUCAUUCAGACUGCGCUCGGCAGCAGUGAGAUUGACAGCAAGACCGUAGAGAACUGCGUGUGUAUCUUGAGGAACCUGUCCUAUCGGCUAGCAGCAGAGACGUCCCAGGGGCAGCAGCUGGGCUCAGACGAGCUAGAUGGGGUGCUGUGCACUGACGCCAGCGGGAAGGAUGCCGAGAGCUCUGGCUGCUGGGGCAAGAAGAAGAAGAAAAAGAAGAGCCACGAUCAGUGGGAUGGCGUCGGUCCUUUUCCAGACUCCGGUGAUCCUCCGAAGGGGCUGCAGAUGCUCUGGCACCCGUCCAUAGUGAAGCCAUACCUCACGCUGCUGUCAGAAUGCUCCAACCCGGACACGCUUGAGGGGGCUGCAGGGGCUCUACAGAAUCUGGCGGCAGGCAGCUGGAAGGUAGGCCCCACCCCGAAGCCAUGGUCAGUGUAUAUCCGGGCAGCUGUAAGAAAAGAGAAAGGCCUUCCUAUCUUGGUGGAGCUGCUGAGAAUCGAUAACGACCGUGUGGUGUGUGCUGUGGCCACAGCACUCAGGAACAUGGCUUUGGAUGUGAGGAACAAAGAGCUCAUCGGCAAGUACGCCAUGAGAGACCUGGUCCACCGCCUGCCAGGAGGCAACAAUAACAGCAGUGGCGGCGGCGUGGGAAAGAGCAUGUCCGACGACACCAUCACAGCCAUCUGCUGCGCUCUUCACGAGGUCAUUACCAAGAACAUGGAAAACGCCAAAGCCUUACGUGAUGCUGGAGGCAUCGAGAAGCUUAUUGGCAUUGCACGCAGCAAAGGAGAUAAACACUCACCUAAAGUGGUGAAAGCCGCAUCUCAAGUUCUAAAUAGCAUGUGGCAGUACCGGGAUCUGCGCAGCCUGUACAAAAAGGAUGGUUAUUCGCAGUACCACUUUGUGGGCUCCUCCUCUACAAUAGAGAGAGACAGACAGAGACCUUAUUCUUCCUCUCGCACUCCAUCCAUCUCUCCCGUGCGGACCUCACCCAAUAACCGCUCAGCGAGUGCCCCCACCUCUCCACGAGAGAUGAUGAGUCUGAAGGAGAGGAAGACAGACUAUGAGUUGACUGGAACUAAUCCUGGUUACCAUGGCAACAAGGGCGAACACACCUCCAGGAAGGACACCAUGGCAGCACAAAUCUCCAGUGGAACUGCCACACUGUUCCGGGGUGCUUAUGUGUCUCCCAGUGACGACCUCAAACAUAACCAGGUGUCUGCUCAAGGUAAUCCAUCAGAGGCCUACCCUCCCUUCCAGACUCCUCCAGGAGCUAAUUUCGAGGAGAAUUAUUAUGAAGACCAAGCGCACCAACGCCCCCCGGCCACCGCAGACGGCACCCUCCACCUCGGCCUCAAGUCCACUGGCAACUAUGUGGACUUCUACUCAGCCUCUCGGCCCUACAGCGAACUCAACUAUGAGACGAGUCACUAUCCUGCCUCGCCCGACUCCUGGGUGUAGAGGCAGCGGGCAGGGCUGAGGGUUGGGGUGAAUAUGCGCAGACAGAAACCAGCCCGCAUGUGCAUGAACACUACCGGACACACACUCACACACCAACACACACCUUCAGUUUGAAUGGAUGGCACCUACUGAGCUCUUGAUUCACAGUGGUCAUUGGAGACCCUCUCACAGAGAAAAAGAAACUGAUGAUGUUCUGGAGAAAGAAAGCAAAAGGAACAUGUUUUACUAAAAAGAAAAUUGAGGUGCAGGGAUGGCCAGCAAAGCAGAAAAAUUGGGGAAGCAGUGAGGGAGAACUAUAACUGUGAUAUAGAGGAGAUGGGGACAUGAAGCACAAGAACAUGUCAUACGUCAACACAAGCUGAGGAAAUAGAUCUGACACAUUUUUAGGACAUCUGUUUGAGUUUGACCUGCUUUUUAUGGAGUGCUUUCUUCACAAGGAGAUUUUUAUCUUUUUUGUUCAUUAUCUUUAUUUUGUAUCUCCUCUUUUUAACUCUUCUUAAUUCUAGUGUAAAGUAUUUGUUGUAUAUUGCAGAUGUAGAUACAAGUUACAUUGUGUAUAUUACAGAAAAAAAGAAACUGAUGUGUCCUCCCCUGUGGCUCAUAAUAUCAUUUUUUUUUGGUAUAUCUGGAAAACAGGAGAAAGGAUACUCAUACAUUCUUUUCUGUAGGUAAGGUCAUUUUUGGCACCACAAAAAGUAGGCUUUGAUUUAAAAGUGUUGUUUACUCAAACACUACAGUGAUAUCAUAGAGCAUCAUCAUUCCAUGCACGGGGUGCUACACUGCCUGGCAAGAGUUUACUGAUUAACAUUUUUUGGCUUUAUUUUGCUCAGAUGUUUUUGUUCUAUAAAGGUUUAGUGACAGGUUGCAAUGAAACUCUGUCGUUCCACUAUGCUUCCAGUGAUCUGUGCUCUGUUUUUGUAAAAUGUGCCAAAUGUGGUUAUCCCUAAACCAGCGGAUCACCACUGUGCUGACAUUGUUUACGUUCAACACUAUCAUCACUGAUUCUGACCAUAUUAGUUUGUAAAUGCUUUUUUUUUUUUACAUUUCAAUGGCAUAUAGCCACGCACUGCGACUUGGAUAACGAUUGGAGGGACAAAGUCUUUCAGCGCUACUGUCCCUUCUAAGAUGUAUAAUUCAUUUAUGCUGUGUUGUAAAAUAGAUGACUGAGCAAAGCAGCUUUUUUAUUUCCAGAAACCAGUGGUUUUUAAGUUCAUCGUAGACUAAUCUGUCAAUAGAUUAUGAAUAUAUAUUAUAUAAAUACAAAUAUAUAUAUAUAAAUAUAUACUUUUUAUGUGCCGAUGUGGAUGUCACCUAAUGCAGCAACUUUGCAAAGGAAAAAAAAUACAUGUAGGAUUUUGUUCACGUUACUUCUGGUCUUAAAUUUCCUCCAAGCUGUUGCCCUCCUGUUGUCAUGUUGUUGCUAUGUGAAGCAGGUGAGACCAGGGCUCCAGACACCCAGAGCAAUGAUUCGGCCAGGUUUCUAACACAGAAACGGUGCUAAAACACACACACACCCACACACACACACAUCCUUGUUUGCAUCCUGGAUAAUGUGUUUGCUGUUUGAUGUCACUAUCUUUCAAAAUAUUAAAGCUGUUUUGAACGUGUUUCAUCCCUAGAGUGAAAUUGAGGCCCCUCUCACGAUGGCGUCUUCUUGUUUCUAAAAAAUCAGAAAUGCAACACUGCAAAAAUUAGCUGCUUGUCUAGACAUGCUCCUAGAAAGAAUUAUUUUCAGUCACAGUUGCCCCCUCUCCUUUUAUCUCAGGAUAUCUUAUAUUGGUUCUGUAGUGGCUCGGGGAAAGAUCCUUCCCUCAGAGAGCAGGCCAGACUGAAAGACACUGAGAGCAGCAGUCAUGGCCUCUGAUCAAGCUCUUAUUUAACCUGAAGUAGUUGAGGACGAGUUCUGAAGUGUGGCGGUAAGCCCUGGUCUUCCCUCCAUAUCAUUUUGAGCUUAGAGAUAACUGUCAGAGGCAAGGACCCAAGUGAUAAUCUCCUGAAUUUGUCUCACAUAUCUUUCAGCACUAUCAAUAGUAAACGUCGGGGAAAAAAACAUGCACAAAAUAUUUGUGGAAAAAGUAGACAUGUCUGAAGACUUGUAUUGGAAAUGUAAGUACAUUUUUCUGUUGCUAGACAAAGUGUUUGAGAGAAUUGUGAACCUUUUUAUUGCCAGAUUGCAACUGCUAUAAGAUAUAAACUGACUAUCAAAUCA